AUGAUUCAACGCUAUAUAUUCCUGUGCGCUCUGAUGAGUCUUCAGAGUUACGCCAUUACUAUUGGUCCAGUUGCUGACCUGGUCAUUUCAAAUGCCCAAGUAUCUCCUGACGGAUUCAUCAAGUCGUCAUUCUUGCCAGGGGGCACUCUCCCAGGUCCUAUUAUAACCGGUCAUAAAGGGGAAACAUUCAAAAUCAACGUCACCAAUCAUUUAAGCGACGAAACAAUGCUCACAAGUACCAGCAUCCACUGGCAUGGACUAUUCCAACGCCACAGUAACCAAAUGGACGGCACAGCAUUUGUGACGCAAUGCCCGAUCUCUCCUGGUCAUUCCUUUCUGUACGAGUUCAACGCUGGCGACCAAGUAGGAACCUACUGGUACCACUCUCAUUAUGGAGCCCAAUACUGUGACGGUUUACGAGGUGCACUAAUUAUCUACAACCCAAAAGACCCAUACCGCUUCUUGUAUGAUAUUGAUGAUGAGUCUACCGUCAUCACGCUAAUGGACUGGUACCACUUACCAUCCCCUCAAGUACAGAGACAGGUGAUCCCAGACUCGGUGCUUAUCAAUGGUCUCGGGAGUUAUCUAGGAGGGCCAGAUACACCUUACGCCGUCGUUAACGUUCGGCCAUUCAAGCGAUAUCGAUUUCGCUUACUGAACAUGGCGUGCAAGCCCAAUUAUAUGUUCUCGAUCGAUGGCCAUACGCUAACCAUAAUCGAAGCUGAUGGUCAAUACGUCGAGCCGCUCGUGGUUGAGUCUCUCCAGAUUUACGCCGGACAGAGGUACUCCUUCAUUCUUGAAGCAAACCGACCUAUCGACAACUAUUGGGUGCAUGCGGUCCCUGACAUAGGUAUCAACUCCAUGGCUAUCUUACGAUAUGCAGGCUCUCCCAAUGCAGACCCUAAGUUCAGGAUGACUCCAAAUCUGGUCCCUUUACGGGAGACUGACUUACACCCCUUAUAUCCACCUCCGCCCACGCUGCUUCGGGAAGACGCAGACAUCAAGCUCAACAUCGUUCUUGGACAAAACGAGACUAGUUUCAACUUUCUCGUCAACGGCGUGCAGUAUACUUCUCCUAGUAUCCCUGUCCUGCUACAGUUGCUGAACGGUGAUGUGUCGACUUCUGAAAUGGCACCCAGCGGUUCCAUAUACUUCCUACCAAGGAACAAGGUGAUCGAGAUCUCAUGGCUUCCUAAUUUAGCCCCAGCCGGUCCUCACCCAUUUCAUUUGCACGGACACAGAUUCGCUGUCAUCAAAAGUGCUGGCAGUAGGGAAUACAACUACGUCAACCCCGUGUUGCGCGAUACAGUGAACACCGGCUUUCUUGAUGACUACGUGACCAUCCGCUUUGUCACUGAUAAUCCUGGGCCGUGGUUGUUGCACUGUCAUAUUGAUUGGCAUCUGUAUGCCGGGAUGGCUUUGGUAUUUGCAGAGGAUCCUCAUGGUGUAGCGGCUUCGCAGCCUCUCAGUAAUUCUUCGAAGCGGCUCUGUCCGAUAUAUUACAGCCUUCUUCAACAAAAUUUCCCUCUGCCACCUCCGAACUGA
Messenger RNA from Suillus bovinus, 1545 nucleotides. Its product is annotated as laccase. The coding region runs from base 1 to 1545 and encodes 514 amino acids. Gene Ontology annotation, molecular function: oxidoreductase activity; copper ion binding. The transcript has 12 exons. Lineage: Eukaryota; Fungi; Basidiomycota; Agaricomycetes; Boletales; Suillaceae. The record is from RefSeq and is a predicted model, not a curated record.